Molecule: messenger RNA, 1860 nt
Organism: Plasmopara halstedii
Lineage: Eukaryota; Oomycota; Peronosporomycetes; Peronosporales; Peronosporaceae
Product: kinesin-like protein
Exons: 2
Coding region: 1-1860 (619 amino acids)
Biological process (GO): mitotic spindle organization; microtubule-based movement
Molecular function (GO): ATP binding; microtubule motor activity; microtubule binding
Source: RefSeq, a predicted model, not a curated record
AUGAUACAUAUUGAGGCUGAUGACACAAUCGCCACUGCGCCACAUCGACGUACUCGUCGUCUUCAAUCGCCGGGUGUAAAAUUGCCACGGAGAUUACCUACGGUACUACAUUCAUUUAAUGAUCCGUCGCCACGCAGUACUGAAAGCCCGCGACAACUUGCAGAGAUUGGAAUAGCGGGCCUUUCGUUGACUCAAGAAAAGAAUGGUAGUAAGUCAAAAAGACGUGCAGAUACAGUGCGCGUUGUAGUUCGAUGCCGUCCUCUGAAUGCAACAGAGCGCGCAAGAAGGGAUCAGUCGCCUUUUCGUUUUUCAUCUAGCGACUCGACGACACUUCAAGUGGUGUCCGUCACAAAAGGCGGCAAUAAUAAUCGCUCCGGAUCAGCUCGUGAGCUUGUUCGCAGCUUUGGCUUUGAUUUAUGCGCGUCUGGCGAGCGCUCCCAGACUGAGUUUUUUAAUGAAUGUGGAUUGAUACCAUUGCUCGACUCUGUGGCUGAAGGUUAUCUUGCCACUGUCUUUGCUUAUGGUCAAACUGGAUCGGGCAAAACUUACAGCAUGUCAGGGCUUGAGGAGCAAGUAGCCGACACGGAGUCACGAGCUGAACGAGUACAAAAAGCUAAUAACAGCAUCAAUCCUUCUGAUGGCCUCAUUCCUAGAGCAAUUGAGUAUCUUUUUUCUCUUAUAAAUCGAGCAGGCACUGGCGUAGAAAUUAUUGUUCGUGCGUCGUAUUGUGAAAUAUACAAUGAGCAGGUGCUGGAUCUGCUUAAUCCAGAGUCAGGGGUGCUGAAUGUGCGAUGGAAUGCUCGCGCUGGCUUUUACGUGCAGGAUCUGGUGGUCAUACGCUGUGACUCACUUUCUGAUGCUUUAGCUGUUGUUGACGAAGGUCAUCGGAAUCGUCACGUGGCAUCACGCAGUAUGAAUGCUGAUUCUAGUCGCAGUCACUCUUUACUGACUAUCCAUGUGGAUCGAAUUGAGAAAUGCGACUACAAUACCGGAGAGAAUGAAAUUGUCAGUAGAUUUGGGAAAAUGUGCUUUGUGGAUUUGGCUGGUAGCGAGCGGCUUAAAGAGACAAAGUUGAGCAAUGCCGAAGAAACUAGCAACAUCAAUCGCAGUUUACUUACUCUAGGGAAAGUUAUAUCUGCAUUAGCUGCACUAUCAGCUGGAACAAUUGCCGCGAAUAGUAGCUUAUAUAUUCCAUAUCGCGACAGCAAGUUGACUAAACUACUGAUGGACUCGCUUGGAGGCCAAAGUAUGACACUUAUGAUUGCCUGCAUAUCUCCAUCGGUCGUAGCAUUGGAAGACACGCUCACUACCCUGAAAUUCGCGACUAGAGCGAAAAACAUACGCAACAAGCCAGCCAUUCAAGUGGACCCCAUUGAAGAACGGCUAAACGCUUUGCGACACGAAAACCAAUUACUUCGUGAAGAAAAUCAUGCACUCCGCCUUCGGCUGCAGCUCGAAGGACCACCGCCGAGCUUAUGUGUUGAUCGGAUCCAACAUCAACCCAGUCUGAAGUCUACUUUACCUGCUCCUCUGAACUUACAUUCAGCUACAGGUAAAAUCAGACUGGCUUUGCCUUUAGAAUCACCUUCACAGCGUAGUCAGCUCCAGGUACUUCAGGAUGACUAUAUAAAAUUAAAAAGUUGGGCCACGGCAGCUGAGAAACGCCUUAAUGAGCUUCAAAAUGAUAAAAUAGCUUCUCGAGAUGAGGAGAUGCAAAAUCGGAGCAAAUGUCACGGUAAUAACAGUCCAGGCAGUGAGAUAAAGUAUUUGCGGCAGCAGGUGGAGCAGUUGCAGCAACGAGAACAGGAACUCAUGCUAGCUCUGUCUCGUCGAAGUCGUGAACGGCGCAAUGUGCACUAA